Messenger RNA from Symbiodinium sp. CCMP2456, 2491 nucleotides. NCBI's taxonomy places the organism in Eukaryota, Dinophyceae, Suessiales, Symbiodiniaceae. The record is from the annotation of a GenBank genome assembly.
GUCCUGUGCAUGGCAGCUUCGCCGCCUGCGCAGAUUGUGUCAGGAGGCUCCCGCGCUGGCUUCUGCGCAUGGAUGGAGGAGAUCUCUUCCGAAGCUCAUCAGGCUACAGAGCUCGACUAGAUAUGUCCGUGGCUCUUCCUCCCUGUCCGAAGCGGAGUUGGUACCCGGCGACGGCCGCAGCCAGGCAGACCCCCGAAUCUAUCGCCCCAUGACUGAGACUGUCCGGACCUAUCUAAACCCGGCCCACUUCUUCAUGCUUCUGCGCGCUCAUGGCACGUCCUUCUUUGCGGGUGUGCCGGACUCUCUGUUGAAGGACCGAUCCGACAGCGUCGCCGAGAAUGCUCGGUCCAUCAGAAAGCUGACCUACUACACGCUGGCAGGGACCCAGAAAGUCUACAUGCAAAACCAGCUGCACAAGCUGCCCUCGACAGCAGCAGCCUUGAACUCGGUCUUCAGCAUGCUCUGCUACUUCUGGUGUAUCCCAGGUGGCCUGGUCGCAGACUCUAUCGGUCGUUACAAGACCAUCAUCGGGGCAGGUGCCAUCUAUGCCAUCGGCACGCUUUGUGUGGCUGUUGCAGUAGUUCACGCCUUCCAGACCUCGCUUGGGUGGAUGUUUACCGGUGGAUGCCUCCUGCUCAUCGCAGCUGGCACGGGUGGCAUCAAGCCGAACAUUGCAAACUUCGGUGCUGACCAGAUUGGUGAUGAAACUGAGAGCCAGCGUGAAUGCCAAAAGACUUACUUCUCUCUGUUCUACCUGGCCAUCAACAUCGGGGUUCUGUUUGCCUUUGGAUUCUUCACGAACAUCACCACUGGCGGGCUCCCUGGUGUGGUGUCCCAAAGUGAGGGCUACUCUUUUGCGUAUGGUGCCGGUGCUGUCUUCAUGAUAGCAGCGGUGUUGAUCUUCAUCUCCUUCACUCCAUCUUACCGGCGGCUGCCUGGAAGUGGUCUUGGGCCUGUCAAGCGUUUGGUCCGCUAUCAGUGCCGCUCUCUGCGCGGCGGCGGUUGGCGAGCUGUGAUGUCUGCCAUCGGUUGGCUCUGCUUGCCCUUCUUCUAUGCAGUCACCCUUGCAGCCGUGUUGACUCCCCCGGCGAAAUCUGCCGGCGAGGAGAUCUUGCUGGAUCCAUGCUCUUCUGCGGGUGCCCGCAGGCUUCAUGGAGGGGCGGCCUCCAGCAGCGACACCCUCAACAACACAGCGCUGGCUCUUGGCAGCCUUGCCUGCGUCUGCCUGGUCGUCGCGAACCUAAACACCCAGUGGGUGAAGGAAUUGAGUGACGAAGCGAAGGACGACUUCGGCGUGGAAGAUGCUCGCGCGACCUUUGGGGCGCUUCCCAUGAUUGUCAUUGUGAAUAUUGCUUUCAACCUGUGCUACAACUCUAUGAACAACUUCCCUUCCCAGGCUUGUCAAAUGGACCUCAGAAUCGGGUCGAUGCAGCUGAACGGGGCCUUCUUCAUCAUUGCGGAUGCAUUUGCAAUUUUGGUUUUUACCCCGCUUUUCGAGUCCUGUCUCUACCCUGUGAUUGCUCGGAUGAAAGGAUCACCUGUACGACUGGGCCAAAAGAUCAUUGCCGGUCUUUUGGUGGCCUGUUCUUCCAAUCUCGUCGCAGCCUCCUUGGAGAUUCGCAGGCGUGAUGCACCCUACCUGUGUGAUGCCGAGUUCUCCCAGUGUGCUCCCGGAUACACUGAAGAUGGGUUGCAUGGAACGCGGAUGAAGGACAUCAGCGCUUUCUGGAUCUUCAUGCCCUUCACUUUGGUCGGAAUUGCAGAAAUCCUGGUGAACCCCUGCAUGUACUGCUACUCCUAUGAGGCAGCACCUAUGCAAGUUCGUUCUCUGCUCCAGGCAGUCAACUUGUUCUUCCAAGGAUCCGUCUCCAACGCAUUUACCUCUGUGGUUACAAAGCUCACGUACCCGAAUGACCUGGACUCUGGCCACUUAGAGAACUACUACUACGUCAAUGCUGCCCUGGCAGUGGGAGGUAUUCUCUUGUAUUUCGCCGUCACACGCCGUUGCUGCCACGGCAAAGGGGUGAGGGACGUGAUUAAGAAGGAGGAAGUCAUUGCCGCCAAUGAAGGGACUGCCCUGGCCAUGGCGGCUGGCCACUACCUGGCCACUGGAAGCAUCGCAUGUGUCUAUCUCCAGAACUCGGGAUUAGGGAACACCAUCAAUCCACUACUCUCGCUGUGCAGCAAGAAGGUUUAUGCCAUUCCUGCACUGCUUCUCAUCGGCUGGCGGGGGGAACCAGGCAAGAAAGACGAGCCGCAGCAUCUUCUGCAGGGCGCGCUUACUCCCACCAUGCUGGAGAACAUGGGGGUUCCCUUUGAAAUCUUGCCAGACUACGCCGAAGGUGCCUUCGAAGUCAUCACAAAAGCUUAUGGCCAUAUGGAAAAGGAGAAGGAGCCUUUCGCGCUUCUGGUGAAGAAGGAGACCUUCGAGAAAUACAGGCUUUCGACGCCAAGUUCAGUCUUCGGUGGUGACGAUAUGCUGCACAGGGAG